AUGCACCUGUCUGCCGUGCUCAACGCCCUGCUGGUGUCGGUGCUGGCGGCCGUGCUCUGGAAACACGUGCGGCUGCGUGAGCAUGCGGCCUCCCUGGAGGAGGAGCUGGCCGUCGGGCGCCGGGCCGCCGACCCCGCCCCCGCGCUGCGGAUCGACUACCCGAAGGCGCUGCAGAUCCUGACCGAGGGCGGCACGCACAUGGUGUGCACCGGCCGCACGCACACCGACCGCCUCUGCCGCUUCAAGUGGCUCUGCUACUCCAGCGAGGCGGAGGAGUUCAUCUUCUUCCACGGCAACGCCUCCGUGAUGCUUCCCAGCCUGGGCUCGCGGCGCUUCCAGCCGGCCCUGCUCGACCUGUCCACCGUGGAGGACCACAACACCCAGUACUUCAACUUCGUGGAGCUGCCGGCCGCCGCCCUGCGCUUCAUGCCCAAGCCCGUGUUUGUGCCCGACGUGGCCCUCAUCGCCAACCGCUUCAACCCCGACAACCUGAUGCACGUCUUCCACGACGACCUGCUGCCGCUCUUCUACACCCUUCGGCAGUUCCCCGGCCUGGCCCGCGAGGCCCGGCUCUUCUUCAUGGAGGGCUGGGGAGAGGGUGCCCACUUCGACCUCUACAAGCUGCUCAGCCCCAAGCAGCCCCUCCUGCGGGCGCAGCUGAAGGCCCUGGGCCGGCUGCUCUGCUUCUCCCAUGCCUUUGUGGGCCUCUCCAAGGUCACCACCUGGUACCAGUAUGGCUUCGUCCAGCCCCAGGGCCCGAAGGCCAACAUCCUGGUCUCCGGCAACGAGAUCCGACAGUUCGCGCGGUUCCUGAUGGAAAAGCUGAAUGUGAGCCAGGCCGGGGGCGCCCUGGCCGAGGAGUACAUCCUGGUGUUCAGCCGCACCCAGAACAGACUCAUCCUGAAUGAGGCAGAGCUGCUGCUGGCCCUGGCCCAGGAGUUCCAGAUGAAGACGGUGACGGUGUCCCUGGAAGACCACGCCUUUGCAGACGUGGUGCGGCUGGUCAGUAAUGCCUCCAUGCUGGUCAGCAUGCACGGGGCCCAGCUGGUCACGGCCCUGUUCCUGCCCCGCGGGGCAGCUGUCGUGGAGCUCUUCCCCUAUGCUGUCAACCCUGACCACUACACCCCUUAUAAGACGCUGGCCACGCUGCCUGGCAUGGACCUCCAGUACAUAGCCUGGCAGAACACGAUGCCAGAGAACACGGUCACGCAUCCCGAGCGGCCCUGGGACCAGGGGGGCAUCGCCCACCUGGACAGGGCCGAGCAGGCCCGGAUCCUGCAAAGCCGGGAGGUCCCCCGGCACCUCUGUUGCCGGAACCCCGAGUGGCUCUUCCGAAUCUACCAGGACACCAAGGUGGACAUCCCAUCGCUCAUCCAAACCAUACGGCGCGUGGUGAAGGGCCAUCCGGGGCCAAGGAAGCAGAAGUGGACGGUCAGCCUGUACCCCGGCAAGGUGCGGGAAGCCCGGUGCCAGGCGUCGGUGCAGGGCGCCUCUGAGGCCCGCCUGUCCGUCUCCUGGCAGAUCCCGUGGAACCUCAAGUACCUGAAGGUGAGGGAGGUGAAGUACGAGGUGUGGCUCCAGGAGCAGGGGGAGAACACCUACGUGCCUUACAUGCUGGCCUUGCAGAACCACACUUUCACGGAGAACAUCAAGCCCUUCACUACCUACCUGGUGUGGAUCCGCUGCAUCUUCAACAAGACCCUGCUGGGUCCCUUUGCAGAUGUGCUGGUAUGCAGCACGUAG
Molecule: messenger RNA, 1743 nt
Organism: Rangifer tarandus platyrhynchus (Svalbard reindeer)
Lineage: Eukaryota; Metazoa; Chordata; Mammalia; Artiodactyla; Cervidae
Source: the annotation of a GenBank genome assembly